CCAGCCUGGCCCCGCCGAGGGCGCAGCUCCAGCCGGGGGAGCGGCCGGGCCCGGGGUCCCCAGGGAGGGGCCUGGCCUGGGGAGCUGGUCACCCAAGACCAGGCUGCUCUUCCCCGACCCCUGUGUGCCCGCAGCCCCCGCCAGCUCCAGCCGCCGCCUUUCGCUCCCAGGGGUGGCCCCCCUCUCUGCCUGCAGGAGGCCGCCAUGGGCUUCUCCUCUGAGCUGUGCAGCGCCCAGGGCCACGGGGCCGUGCAGCUGAUGCAGGACAGCGAGCUGCGCUUUCUGGAGGGCAUGAGGAAGUGGAUGGCCCAGAGGGUGAAGAGCGACCGGGAGUACGCGGGGCUGCUGCAGCACCUGUGCCUGCAGGAUGGCGGCGGCCAGGGCCGGGGCGGCGCCCCCGCCAGCCCCAUCGGCCAGUCCUGGGCCGAGAUCACGAGCCAGACGGAGAGCCUGAGCCGGCUGCUGAGGCAGCAUGCCGAGGACCUGAACGCAGGGCCCCUGAGCAAGCUGAGCCUGCUGAUCCGCGAGCGGCAGCAGCUGCGCAGGGCCUACAGCGAGCAGUGGCAGCAGCUGCAGCAAGCACUGACCAAGACCCACAGCCAGGACAUCGAGAAGCUGAAAAACCAGUACCGAUCCCUGGCGCGGGACAGUGCCCAGGCCAAGCGCAAGUACCAGGAGGCAAGCAAAGCAGACAAGGACCGGGACAAGGCCAAGGACAAGUACGUGCGCUGCUUGUGGAAGCUGUUUGCCCACCACAAUCGCUACGUGCUGGGGGUUCGGGCUGCGCAGCUGCACCACCAGCACCACCACCAGCUCAUGCUGCCCGGCCUCCUGCAGUCGCUGCAGGACUUGCAUGAGGAGAUGGCCCGCGUCCUGAAGGAGAUCGUGCAGGAGUAUCUGGAGAUCAGCAGUCUGGUGCAGGACGAGGUGGUGGCCAUCCAUCAGGAGAUGGCCGCGGCCGCCGCCCGCAUCCAGCCGGAGGCUGAGUACCAAGGCUUCCUGCGGCAGCACGGCUCGGCCCCGGAAGUCCCCCCCUGCGUCACGUUUGACGAGUCGUUGCUGGAGGAGGGUGAGCCGCUGGAGCCCGGGGAGCUGCAGCUGAACGAGCUGACAGUGGAGAGCGUGCAGCACACGCUGACCUCGGUGGCUGAGGACCUGGCCGUGGCCACCGAGACGGUGCUGGGCCGGCGGGAUGCAGUCAGCAGGCUGCGGCGGGAGCUCCAGGAUGAGGAGCAGAGCACGCACCCCCGCGAGCGGGUGCAGCUGCUGGGCAAGAAGCAGGCGCUGGGGGAGGCCCUGCAGGCCCUGCAGGUGGCGCUGUGCAACCAGGCCAAGCUGCAGGCCCAGCGAGACCUGCUGCAGAGCAAGCUGGACCAGCUGGGCUCGGGCGAGGCCCCCGCCGUGCUGGUCCUGCAGGAGGACCGCCAGUCCACCUCGUCCUCGGAGCAGGAGCGGGAAGGGGGGCGGACGCCCACGCUCGAGCUCCUUAAGAGCCACUUCUCUGGAAUCUUCCGCCCCAAGUUCUCGCUCCCGCCCCCAGUGCAGCUGGUCCCUGAGGUACAGAAGCCGCUGCAGGAGCAGCUGUGGUACCACGGGGCCCUGCCUCGGGCAGAGGUGGCCGAGCUGCUGGUGCAGUCCGGGGACUUCCUGGUGCGGGAGAGCCAGGGCAAGCAGGAGUUCGUGCUGUCCGUGCUGUGGGAUGGCCUGCCCCGCCACUUCAUCAUCCAGUGCUCUGAUGGCCUGUACCGGCUGGAAGGGGACGGCUUUCCCAGCAUCCCCCUGCUCGUCGACCACCUGCUGUGCUCGCAGCAGCCCCUCACCAAGAAGAGCGGCGUGGUGCUGUCCCGGGCGGUGCCCAAGGACAAGUGGGUGCUGAACCAUGAGGACCUGGUGCUGGGCGAGCAGAUCGGGCGGGGGAACUUUGGCGAAGUGUUCAGUGGACGUCUGCGUGCGGACAACACGCUGGUGGCGGUGAAGUCCUGCCGGGAGACGCUUCCGCCCGACCUGAAGGCCAAGUUCCUGCAGGAAGCCAGCGGCACCCCCAGGAUCCUGAAGCAGUACAGCCACCCCAACAUCGUGCGUCUUGUCGGCGUCUGCACACAGAAGCAGCCCAUUUACAUCGUUAUGGAGCUGGUGCAGGGUGGCGACUUCCUGACCUUCCUGCGGACGGAGGGUGCCCGGCUGCGCGUGAAGGCCCUGCUGCAAAUGGCCGGGGACGCGGCGGCUGGCAUGGAGUACCUGGAGAGCAAGUGCUGCAUCCACCGGGACCUGGCUGCUCGGAACUGUCUGGUGACUGAGAAGAACGUUCUGAAGAUCAGCGACUUUGGCAUGUCCCGCGAGGAGGCGGACGGCAUCUAUGCCGCCUCGGGGGGCCUCAGACAAGUCCCCGUGAAGUGGACCGCACCCGAGGCCCUUAACUAUGGCCGCUACUCCUCCGAGAGCGACGUGUGGAGCUUCGGCAUCUUGCUGUGGGAGACGUUCAGCCUGGGCGCCUCCCCGUACCCCAACCUCAGCAACCAGGAAACGCGGGAGUUUGUGGAGAAGGGGGGCCGCCUGCGCUGCCCGGAGCUGUGUCCCGACGCCGUGUUCAGGCUCAUGGAGCAGUGCUGGGCGUACGAGCCGGGGCAGCGGCCUGGCUUCAGCGCCAUCUACCAGGAGCUGCAGUGCAUCCGCAGGAGGCACCGCUGAGACUGGCCCCGCAUCCAGCCUGGG
Messenger RNA from Dipodomys ordii (Ord's kangaroo rat), 2712 nucleotides. RefSeq names its product FES proto-oncogene, tyrosine kinase (gene Fes). Gene Ontology annotation, biological process: chemotaxis; peptidyl-tyrosine phosphorylation; cell adhesion. The coding region runs from base 205 to 2688 and encodes 827 amino acids. The record is from RefSeq and is a predicted model, not a curated record. Gene Ontology annotation, molecular function: non-membrane spanning protein tyrosine kinase activity; ATP binding. NCBI's taxonomy places the organism in Eukaryota, Metazoa, Chordata, Mammalia, Rodentia, Heteromyidae. The transcript is spliced from 18 exons.